Messenger RNA from Cephus cinctus (wheat stem sawfly), 1751 nucleotides. It is a transcript of the gene DCP2, whose product is annotated as m7GpppN-mRNA hydrolase. Gene Ontology annotation, biological process: nuclear-transcribed mRNA catabolic process, nonsense-mediated decay; deadenylation-dependent decapping of nuclear-transcribed mRNA. Gene Ontology annotation, molecular function: manganese ion binding; 5'-(N(7)-methylguanosine 5'-triphospho)-[mRNA] hydrolase activity; RNA binding. The coding region runs from base 287 to 1663 and encodes 458 amino acids. The transcript is spliced from 5 exons. The record is from RefSeq and is a predicted model, not a curated record. Lineage: Eukaryota; Metazoa; Arthropoda; Insecta; Hymenoptera; Cephidae. Gene Ontology annotation, cellular component: cytoplasm; P-body.
GAAAAAACUAUUGACUAUCAAACGUUUUUACAAGACUAUCAAACAGUAUCAAACGACUAUCAAACGAUUGGACUAAGAAAAAGUUUAAAAAAUAAAAGUUGGCCGGCCAACUUCACGCAGGUCCGUUUUUCACGGUCGCUUCUUCGAAGAAAGGGCCAACUAUCUCGGAUCGAAUUCUCGAAUAGCGGACAUAGGUUACACAACCUUCAGAAAAGUAUUGUGGAAUUAUAUAAAAACUCGUUUUGGCGUAUAACUCUAAUCAUCUAAAAACAAUUAAAAAAGAAACAUGGCAGAACAUUUAAUUCCAUUAGACAUUCUUGAUGAUCUCAGCAGUCGAUUCAUCAUCAAUGUUCCAGAAGAGGAAAGGAAGGACUUAGUACGAAUAUGCUUUCAAAUUGAGCUUGCGCACUGGUUUUAUUUGGACUUUUAUUGUACAGAAGAUAAUCCGAAGUUAAAGUCCUGUGGCAUGAAAGAAUUUGCUACACAUAUAUUUCAACAUAUACCUUUUCUGAAACCACAUGUAGCCCACAUUGAUUCUGUUCUGGAACAGUGGCGUGAAUACAAACAAAAUGUACCAACAUUUGGAGCAAUUGUUUUAAAUGAAGAUUUAACAAAAGUAUUACUUGUGCAAAGUUACUGGGCAAAAAGUAGUUGGGGUUUUCCAAAAGGGAAAGUAAAUGAAGAUGAAGAUCCAUCUCAUUGUGCUGUACGUGAAGUUUUAGAAGAGACUGGUUUUGACAUUUCUAACCUGAUAGAUAAGAAUGAAUAUAUAGAAUCCACAAUAAAUGAUCAGCUAGUAAGGCUCUAUAUUAUAUCUGGUGUACAAAAGGAUACAAAAUUUCAACCAAAAACACGGAAAGAAAUAAAAAAUGUGGAGUGGUUUGCAUUAGCGGAUUUACCAAACAAUAAAAAGGAUAUGACACCUAAAGUAAAAAUGGGAGUUGGACCAAACGCCUUCUUUAUGGUUGUUCCUUUUGUAAAAAGAAUGAAGCGUUGGGUCCAAGAAAGACAAAAUCGGGAACGAAAUAUAGGGACAAACAAGAGACACCGACAUAAGUCUUUGGGUGAUAUGGAAUCCAUAAGUAAGAAUAAAAAGCAGCAACAGUUAAUUUCUCAAUCAGUGCAGAAUGUUAUUUCAGAUAUUAAAAAUUCUCGACCAUCAACUAUUUCACCAAUGUAUAAUCGCAAAACUACACAGGAUGAGAGGAAUACUCCAUCCAAAAACGCAUUCAAGCGCAACCUUUUUGGAGAAUCAGGUGACGAUCAAUCACCCGUAAUUCUUGCUAAACAAUUAAUCAGUAGUCCUCAGAGUGAACACCGUCCCUUCCCGUUAGAUCCUGCUAUUCAUGCUGUUAAAUGUAAUGAAUUUUACCACACCAAUUUCAAUCCACAACUACCCGAGCGAAAUAGCCAUGCUAUUAUUUCUCAAGAAUUUCAUAACAAGCAAAUACCAGAAGGAAACAUUAAGUCAUUGUUAUUUGGCAAUCCAGCUCAGAAUUUGCCAUCAGUGAUUACACCACCUUCGAUUACUAUGGAGUAUGUGUCUUCGCCAUUUAAUAGUAGAGAGCAAACCCUUAUUCAAACACAAUUUUUUGAAUUAUCUGAAGUUUGGACACAUUUUAAAUUUGACAAAAAUGCGAUAUUAAAUUGUCUUUCACCCUAAAAGAAUGUCAAUAUAAUACAUACAAAACGUCGAUCAACUGUAUAUUUUUUCUUGUUUAGUUUCAAUAAAUUUUCACUUUUUUAUUAUA